Molecule: messenger RNA, 2802 nt
Organism: Exaiptasia diaphana
Lineage: Eukaryota; Metazoa; Cnidaria; Anthozoa; Actiniaria; Aiptasiidae
Product: cytochrome P450 3A8
Exons: 8
Coding region: 11-2239 (742 amino acids)
Molecular function (GO): heme binding; iron ion binding; steroid hydroxylase activity
Source: RefSeq, a predicted model, not a curated record
GCAAAACAACAUGGAGGGAUUGAUAGCUUUUUUAUUCAAACAUUGGUUGGGGAUUUCUGCAUCACUGUGCAUCGCCACUAUACUGUACCUCUGGGGAAUCGCUCCAUAUCGACGAUCUACGAUUGUUGCUGCUGUGGGGAAUAUUCCAGGGCCGACUCCAUUGCCGUUUGUAGGACAUUUACUAGAUUUAAUCAUGCACAAAGGGCAUAUACACAAGCAGUUAGACGACUACUACAGGAMAUUCGGUCGGUUGUUCUGUUUUAUUUUAUUUGGUAAACCAUCCAUAGCUGUUAACGACCCYGAGAUGUUGAAGGAAGUUCUUGUCAAGGAGUUCCAAAGCUUUCACGACCGACCGGAAUUUUUUAGUCUACCUGAUCCAUUUGAUAGUAUGUUGGCCAAUGCACCAGGAGAGACAUGGCAUCGUAUUCGUACAACAUUAUCUCCUAUGUUCAGUACUCAUAGAUUAAAGGUGAUGAUUCCUCUAAUAAAUCGGUCAUGUGAUGUAUUAAAYAGCAAGCUGCAKCAAGUCGCGGAUGGYAACARGACAAUUGAUAUUUAUGAGUACCAUCAAGCUUUAACAAUGGAAGCUCUGUUAGCGACAUUUUUUGGCAUCCAGUCCAAUGCACAAAUGGAUUAUGAUGACCCUGCGUUCAAAGCUGCUCGACAGAGCUUUAAAGUUGGUAAAGUUCAAAUGAUAUUGGUUUCUCUUCUAAUGCUACUUCCUGGACGAUCACUGGUCAUGAAAUACUUYCCUAGUGUGUUUGUUGUCUGGGGAAUCGCUCCAUAUCGACGAUCUACGAUUGUUGCUGCUGUGGGUGAUAUUCCAGGACCGACUCCAUUGCCAUUUAUAGGACAUAUGCUAGAYAUUUUGAAAUAUAAAGGUCAAUUGCAUGAAUUGUUUGAGGACUAUUACAAGAAGUAUGGUCGAUUGUUCACAAUAAGUGUGUUUAGCAAAAGGCCUGUCCUUGUGGUCAGUGAUCCAGAAAUGGUAAAAGAUAUUCUGGUCAAGGAGUUUCAAUACUUUCAUGAUCGUCCGAUUGCAUUUGAAUUGCCAGAGCCUUUUGAUGAUAUGUUAAGCCUUGCCAAAGGAGAAUCAUGGCAUCGCAUGAGAACAAUAUUGUCACCAAACUUCAGCUCCAUGAAAUUAAAAUAUUCAUUUCCUCUUAUCAACAAGUCAUGUGACUUACUGGAAAAAAGACUGGAGUUAGUAGCUAAGUCUGGUGAAACCAUAGACAUUUUCAAAUAUUUCCAAGGCCUWACCAUGGAAGUGAUCUUAGCUACGUUCUUUGGCAUUGAAUGCGAAGCACAACUAAACUAUGAUGACCCAGCCUUCAAAGCAGGACGUGAAAGUCUAGACCCUGGACCUGUUAGAACUACAAUAAGAAAUCUGAUUCCUAUCAUCCCUUUUGGGUCAUAUCUAAUCAAAUACUUUCCAACGUUCUUCCUUGGAAACUUUUACAACUUGAUCCACUUGACUGAAAAGGUGAUUCAAACAAGACGGCAAUCAGAAGACGAACAAAGAAAGGAUUUCUUGGAUUCAAUGUUGAGUCGCAGAGAUGCAGAUGUUGACCAAASCAUUCCYGGUAACAAACGAUUAUCAGAACUUGAAGUGAUUGCGCAGAGUAUGAUAUUUAUGUUUGCUGGUUAUGAAACGACCAGCAACACAUUAGCUAUGACAUGUUACCAUCUUAUUACCAAUCCACAAGUCCAGGAAAAACUGCACAAAGAAAUUGAUGAUGUGUGGAGCGAUCUGGAUGACCAACCAUCAUAUGACACUGUCCAGUCACUACCCUACCUGGACAUGGUCAUUAAUGAGACUCUUCGCCUGUAUCCGCCAGGAUUUAUUCUGUCAAGACAGUGUGUCAAAGAUUGUGUCAUUAAGGGAUUUCCCAUCAAAAAUGGAACUCCCAUACUAAUCCCRGCAUAUAACAUACAUCGUGACCCUGACUUCUACCCAGACCCCGAGAAGUUUGACCCAGAACGCUUCAGUCCUGAAGCUGUGCAAUCACGUGACCCAUAUACAUACCUUCCCUUUGGCCAAGGACCUCGGAACUGCAUUGGGAUUCGUUUUGCUCAGAUGGAGUUGAAGCUUGUCUUGGUUCGACUCUUGAAGAAAUUCAAGUUUAUUGUAGUGCCUGAGACCAACAUUCCACCUACRAUUUUAUUGAAGUCUACGUUGGGUUGCGGAAAGGAUGGAAUUAAACUGCGUGUUGAACGGAGAGAGARMAGCGAGAACUAAAUGAAAAGAAAACAAAUGAGAGAACUUCGGCUUCUUUCUUUAACGUAUAUCACAAAGAAUAUAACGUAUAUCACAAAGAAAGGUAUUAUUAUACAUACAUGUAUGUCAAAAAAUGAUACGUUUAAAAUUGAAGUUAAGUUCAAUAAUAGUUUUACGUUCUCACCAUAUCAGUUUACGGGAAUUACAUUGAGGUCAGAAUUAUUUGAACUUAAUCAAACUUGACGAUACACAUAGAUAUACUUCUAACUGAAAAUACGUCGAGUCGCAAAAAGGUGAUACAUGCAUUUACAUGUAAUGUAGUGCCAUUUGAAUGGACUUCAAGUCUAAUUUUAUAGAAUAUAUUAGGUCAUUGUGAACUUAAAUUAAUCCCGGAAUUAAUGCAAACAAAGACAACAACAAAACAAGCAAAGMAAACUUUUUUAAAACCAUUUGAUUAAAAUAAGAAGAUGUAAUAAUUAUGAAAUGUAAUCAAUAGGUAUUGCAUUUUACAAAUCAGAAACAACGCAGAAUUGUGUCUGUGAAAAGUUUUGAGAUGCUCUGGAUAAAAUCUAUCAAAAAAAAAA